Molecule: messenger RNA, 627 nt
Organism: Merops nubicus (carmine bee-eater)
Lineage: Eukaryota; Metazoa; Chordata; Aves; Coraciiformes; Meropidae
Product: cell division cycle-associated 7-like protein
Exons: 3
Source: RefSeq, a predicted model, not a curated record
AAACAGAUACCCAAGGAUGUGGCUGACAUUUUUAAUGCCCUCAGUGACGAUGAAGAUUUUCUGGGGUUCCAAGAUGAUGGUUCCAGACAGAAGUUGUUGUCAGAGGACAGCUAUGCUAAUUCUGAUUCCUUGGAGUCAGAAAAAAAGGGGGUUCGAUUCCAGUCCAGAUACCUCACAGAAGAACUGCGGAGGAUUUUCACUGAAGACACUGACUCGGAAGCAGAAGUGUUUGAAGGCUUCUCUUCGAGUGAGGUGGAUGGGAACGAGGAAGGAGCUCCAGUAAAGUCAGACCUGAGCGAUGAAGAACGUGAUAAUUUGCACGUGAGCGAAGAAGAGGAGGAAGAGGCAAAGAAGAAAGCUUCUCCCAAGAGAAGAAGCUUUGGCCUUCGUGUUGCCUUGCAGUUUCCCACCAGAAAGUCCUCUGAGAAAAAAAUACCUGAACAGGCUUUUUCUAACUUGCCUGUAAAGGACUCCCUCACACCUCUUUCAAAAGAAAUAAGCUGCAAGCAGUGGGACAAACAAGAGGGCUCAGCUUCAGAGUCUGAAGAAGACAUAAAAGAAACACAGGAGGAAAGUUCUAGUGCUCUGCUUAAGAGAGCCAUGAAUAUUAAAGAAAAUAAAGCCAUG